Molecule: messenger RNA, 7970 nt
Organism: Epinephelus fuscoguttatus (brown-marbled grouper)
Lineage: Eukaryota; Metazoa; Chordata; Actinopteri; Perciformes; Serranidae
Gene: arhgap5
Product: Rho GTPase activating protein 5
Exons: 7
Coding region: 502-5025 (1507 amino acids)
Biological process (GO): signal transduction
Source: RefSeq, a predicted model, not a curated record
ACUGCCUGGCAGUGCUGCUGAGAGGGGAGGGAGCACAGAGGAGCAGGUUUCGGCUUACAGCGCAUACCACACUAACAACACCGAAAUACACUAAAAAUACAGGCUAACUGGCCGUUUGGAAGUACACAGGACUACACCGUCAACUGAAGCCAACUUGGGAUCUUGUCGGAGGACACUACCGGCCGCAGAUUGUGGAUUGUAACCAGGAGUUUUUUUGCCUUGUAAUGUGGGAAUGCUUUCUCCUCUUUUCCGUGGUAUGUGGAUCUGGGAGCGACCAUGUUAUUAGGCAGGUGAUAAAAGGAGAAGCCGGCUGUUCUAUCCCAGCUUAAAGAAGACCCAGGAUAGAAACUGAGAGAGAUACAUUGAGUUGGAGGGGGAUUCGCCACUACCAAGGGAAAAUCAGGAUGACUGUGCCUAUGUACCACUGACAAGCUGAACUGGAAUGAUAUCUUGACCUUUUUUCCUGGAAGUGACCAAGUUAGCGAUGAGCGGGGGGAUAUAAUGGCCAAGAACAAGGAUGCGCGCCCCCCGACAUUCGCCGUCAGUGUGGUUGGCCUCUCGGGGACGGAGAAAGAGAAGGGGAAUUGUGGAGUUGGCAAGUCCUGCCUAUGCAACAGAUAUGUUCGUCCUAAUGCGGACAGCUACUACUCGGAGCACACCUCAGUGCUGAGCACAAUAGACUUUGGGGGACGUGUGGUUAACAAUGACCACUUCCUGUACUGGGGGGAGGUGUCCCAUCGAGGGGAUGAUGGGUUGGACUGUAAAAUACAAAUCAUUGAACAAACAGAGUUCAUUGAUGACCAGACGUUUCUUCCGCAUCGGAGUACGAACCUGCAGCCAUACACCAAACGGGCGGCAGCAACCAAGCUCCAGUCUGCAGAGAAGCUUAUGUACAUCUGUACGGACCAGCUGGGCUUGGAGCAGGACUUUGACCAGAAGCAGAUGCCGGAUGGAAAGCUGAACAUCGAUGGCUUUGUGCUCUGUAUCGAUGUUAGCAAGGGAUGCAACAGGAAGUUUGAUGACCAAAUGAAGUUUGUCAACAGCCUCUACUCCCAAAUCGUCAAGUCAAAGAAGCCCAUUGUCGUUGCUGCCACAAAAUGUGAUGAGUGUGUGGACCAGCACCUGAGGGACCUGCAGGCCUUUGUUGCCAGCAAGAAGAACCUGCUGCUAAUUGAGACAUCAGCACGCUCCAAUGUCAACACAGAGGUCUGCUUCAACACACUCAUCCAGCAGCUGGAUAAAGCAAGGGGGAAGCCAAAAACUGUGCCAUACCUUGAGGCCUAUAAAGUCCAACGGCAGCAUGUUGCUGCAGUAACAGAUAGAUUUGAGAAAUUGAUGGUGCACACGGUUAGAGAUUACCACACCACGUGGAAAACAGUGAUCAAUAAUAUGAAGGGCCAACCUGACUAUGACGAGUUCAUCACCUUGGAGGGCUCCAGGAAAGCACGCAACAUGUUCACAAAGCACAUUGCACAACUGAAGCAGGAGCACAUCAAGAGGAGGAGGGAAGAGUACCUGACAACAUUACCGAAAACCCUUAAUAACCUCCUAAAUAACCUGGAGGAAGUUGAACACCUCUCAUGGCCUGAGGCGCAGAGUGUGAUCCGUAACCGGCCUGAUUUCCAGUACUGGUUUGUGGUUCUGGAACAAACCCCAUGGGAUGAGACGGACCACAUCGACAUCAGUGACCGAAGGAUACCCUUUGACCUCCUUGACACACCUGACGGUGAGAGAAUUUACCACAACCACGUCCAGCACUUGUUAUCUGAGAAGAGAAGGGUGGAGAUGAAAGACAGGUUCAAGAAGACGCUAGAGAGGGUUCAUUUUAUCAGUGCAGGGCAGCCUUGGGAGGAAGUCAUGUGCUUUGUCAUGGAGGACGAGGCCUACAAGUACAUCACAGAAUCAGAUAGAAGGGAUGUUUAUUGUAGACACCAGCAGGAAAUAGUUGAAAGGGCCAAAGAGGAUUUUCAGGAAAUGCUUUUUGAGCAUGCUGAGCUAUUCUAUGACUUGGAUCUGAAUGCCACCCCCAGCUGCGACAAGAUGAGCGAAAUUCACAGUGUGCUGAAUGAGGAGCCCAGAUACAGAGCACUGCAGAAACUUGCCCCAGAUAGAGAGUCCCUCCUCCUCAAACACAUUGGGUUUGUUUACCAUCCCACCAAGGAGACAUGCCUGAGUGGGCAGAACUGUGUGGAUCUGAAAGUGGAGCAGGUUUUAGCAAACAGGCUGGUGCAGCUUGACCACGGACGCUCUAAUCUCUACUAUAACAGUGCCAACAUCGAUAAGAUCAACCUCUGCCUCCUGGGAAGGGAGGGUCUCUCACAGGAACUAGCCAAUGAGAUCCGAGCUCAGUCCACAGAUGAUGAGUACACCCUGGAUGGUAAAAUUUAUGAACUGGAGCUGCUUCCGGUGGAUGUCAACUCCACACUGCUCUUCAGCCACACGUGGGUCACCACCUUCAAGCCACAUGGCUGCUUUUGUGUAUUCAACUCCAUAGAGUCUCUUAACUGUAUUGGAGAUUGCAUAGGCAGGAUCAGAGCGGAGAUAGCGCAGAGCAGGAGAGAUAGGUUUGCUCAGCCACUACCAUUCAUUCUAAUCCUGGCUAAUCAGAGGGACAGUGUUUGCAAAAACAUACCUAUCCUGAGGCACCAGGGCCAACAGCUGGCAAACAAGUUGCAGUGUACCUUUGUCGACAUCCCCUCCGGGGCCUUUCCACGUAAAUUCACAGAGUUCCAAAUUAAGCAGGGUCUCCGAGCAGUGCUGGAGGGGCUAAAGCAUAACUUUGAUGUCUUGGCCCCACUGCCCUCUAUCAAAGACAUGUCAGAGACAGACCUUAGGAUAGUCAUGUGCGCCAUGUGCUGGGAUCCUUUCAGCGUUGACCUCAUCCUCUCGCCUUUCCUCGACUCACACUGCUGUAGCGCAGGGCAGCCAGGCCAGAGCAACACACUGAUCCUAGACAAGAUCAUCGGGGACAGCAGGAGGAGGAUCCAGGUCACUGUCCUGUCCUACCACACUGCUAUUGGUGUCCGCAAAGAUGAGCUGGUGCACGGCUACAUUUUGGUAUAUUCUGCCAAACGCAAGGCUUCUAUGGCGACCCUGCGGGCGUUCUUGGCUGAAGUCCAGGAUGUGAUCCCCGUCCAGAUGGUGGCGAUUACAGAUAGCCAGGCAGACUUCUUUGAGAAUGAUGCCAUCAAGGAGCUGAUGACGGAGGGAGAGCACAUUGCCACAGAAAUCGCUGCCAAGUUCACUGCACUCUACUCACUGUCACAGUAUCAUCGACAGACAGAGGUUUUUACACCCUUUUUCAAUGAAGUGCUGGAGAAAAAGCCUAACAUUGAGAGUUCCUUCCUCUUUGACAGCUCAUCACGGGAGUGCACCACUGGCGCCAGUGAGGACGUCUUCCCCACCUCGCCCCACAGCCAUUCCCCGGCCUAUAACACUUAUUACCCAGAAUCGGAUGAUGAUAAUGAGGCUCCCCCACCUUACAGUCCAAUAGGUGAUGAUGUUCAGCUUCUCCCCACACCCAGCGAGCGGGCCAAGUACCGCAUCGACCUAGAGGGCAAUGAGUACCCAGUCCAUAGCACACCUGUUGGAGACCAUGAACGCAAUCACAAAGUGCCUCCACCUGUCCGGCCAAAACCAGUGCUCCCCAAACCAAAUGUCAAAAAGCUGGACCCCAACCUGCUCAAAACUAUUGAGGCUGGCAUGCGAAGCAACCGUAGGAUGCCACGUGGCCCAAUGACGCACAGUGAGGACGUGGAGGCGUCAGAAAACUAUGCAGACCCUGUGGACACCUUGCUAAGGUCCAGGGGUUUCCACAAUGAUGACAUAUAUGCUGUGCCCGAUGACACACAUAGCCGUCUAGUCAAAAUAAGAAAUUCCUUUGGUGGGUUGCAUGGCCUCCACGUAGGAGGAGAAGAGGAGAAUGGAUUUGACAGAAAGUCUCAGGCUGGACGGCGGCCGUCAAAAUACAAACAUCGUUCUAAAAUCCUGUUCAGCAAGACAAAGGCCUACCAAAGACGAUUCCACUCUGACAGCGACGGGGAGGAGUCGGGCCCUGCUACGCAGAAAAAGAAAAAGGGAAGAGCCCACCGGGGCAGUGAGGAGGACCCACUGCUCUCCCCUGCUGACCCCUGGAAGGGUGGCAUAGAUAACCCUGCCAUCACCUCCGACCCUGAGCAGGAGGACAAGAAGAUGAAGAAGAAGAAGACGCCCAAGACACCAAAGGAGCCGAAGAAGCCAAGAUCUACAAAGCCCCCCAAGCCUCUGUACCCCCCCACCCGGAGAACCUGGGAGAGCAACUACUUUGGCGUUCCCCUGCAGAACUUGGUGACCCCGGACCGACCCAUCCCACUCUUCAUCGACAAAUGUGUCGACUACAUCGAGCGCACAGGUCUGACGACAGAGGGUCUGUAUCGCGUCAGUGGGAACAAGACGGACCAGGACAACAUCCAGAAACAGUUUGAUCAAGAUCACAGUAUCGACUUCAUGGCGAUGGAUGUGGCGGUGAACGCUGCAGCUGGAGCACUGAAGGCUUUCUUCGCCGACCUGCCCGACCCGCUGAUCCCCUACUCCCUGCACCCGGAGCUGGUGGAGGCCGCAAAAAUCGUGGACCACAUGGAGCGUCUGCAGGUGUUGCGGGAGAUCGUGAAGAAGUUUCCCUCUGUCAACUACCAGGUCUUCAAAUACAUCAUCACACACCUCAACAGGGUGAGCCAGCACAGCAAGACCACCCUGAUGACGGCCGACAACCUGUCCAUCUGCUUCUGGCCCACGCUGAUGCGGCCCGACUUCGAGAACAAAGACACGCUGUCCACCACCAAGCUGAACCAAGCCGUCAUCGAGUCCUUCAUCCUGCAGAGCGACUACUUCUUCCACGGCGGCGAGGUGGCCGAGAGCUCCAGCAGCGAGGGCACGCCGCCGCCGCACUGCCACAACAUGGUGGAGGCUCUGCUCCCUCUGCAGCUGCCUCCACCCUUGCAGCCACAGCAGAUCCAGCACACCCUGCACCCCGACCCGCUCAUCUAAACAGCCACCGGAGCAUGCUGGGACAUAAAGUCUGGGGGUUGUUUGUGUGCAGCUGCCAGCCGCUUUGGGCCAUCAGAUCGCCUGGAGGUCGUCUUCUGCUCUACAAAACGCUGCUCGGCUGUUAGAAUAAAAAAUAAAAUGAACCCGGUUGGUGCAGCUGCUGUUUGUCAUCGACUUUGAGGUGAAUGAGCUUCGGGGGUUUAGAGACACAUCGACCGUUUGUUGGAUUAAACCUAAUCUGUGAGAUCGGCUCAUCCUGUGAGGUAAAUCCUGGAUUAGAGAAUUACAAUCGGACGUCACCUUUUUUGGAACUAAUUUUUGGAUCUGACUGCCCCUUUUAUGAUACGGAGACUGAAAACAGUUGAUGAUUGAACUGAUUUGAUUUGGCACAUAGUGACAACACUAAUCGUUUAGCAGGGUCUGACUACUUGGACUUUGGGGCAGACAAUAGAUUUACCCUCCUCCUACUUUACCCUGAUGAAAUAGCACACUGGGGUCCUGAGCAGGUCCCCCUUAAACCCUGUCCCCCUUCUCCUGCUCCGAGACAACAGAAAAGGGAAUUUAAAACUUAGAGAGUCCCCACGACUGCAAAUACGACACCUGAUUUAUGAGAUAUUUGACUGACUGGUUCCUGACUCACUGACUUUUUGACAUUUCGGCACAGGAAAACAUUUCUUCUUCUUUUGUCGCCCUUUGACCCAAAGUCGGUCGGUAAGAGGAGGCGAGGGGACGUAAUCUCAUGCAAGAACUUUUCCCUCCAACGCCACACUGCAAGCAAACGGUGGAAUAAAUUGUGGAUUAUUUUUAGUCUUGGGGAGUCUGGUUUAAAAGACAAAAUGAAAUGAUCCCUCCCCCGCUACGUGAACUUUGACCCCCUUAAAGGACAGCACAUGCACGGUUUGCGUCAAAGGUCCCACACGCCAAUUUCAUGUCUGUUUGCGUCGUUUUUAUCAUUUGAACUCUUUAUUUCUUCUUUCUUUUUUUUUUAAGUAUGUUUUUGUAGCGUCUGAUUUCUACCCAGUUUGUGUGUGAUGACGAUGAUGAUGAUGAUGUGUGUGUCUGUGUGAGCUGACCUGUGGUCUGUGUUACAGCCAGUUUGAACCAGUUUGGAUUCAGGAGGGAAUUAAAAAAAACGCGGACUGACGGACUUGUAACAAUCCGUACGAGAGAAUCAGACUUUACGGACUUUACUGCAAACCUUCAGCCCAACUGUCUCGUCUCUUUAUAGCCUCUAACUCUUAAUGCAGCGACCGACGACCCCCUCGAUGACGGCACAUGCGCGAGGAAACCACUACGAUGCAUUCUGGAUCUAUCCGGUUUUGAGGAGGCGUCUUCCCUGUUUGGUGACUUCCUUCGCUUCGUGGAGGACGCUCCUUCAUUUCUACUUUUGUUCUCCUGUUCUGUUCGUUUGUUGGAAACUAAAAUUUGCAUGUCUCUGUUUUUUGCCACUUAGUGAAAAAAAAGAAGUUUAAAAAAAUGAAAUGAAACACUCUGAAACUCUAAAGGAGCUCUGAAGAUCUGCAUCGUUUUAACUGAAUCUUGUUUUUGGUUUAAGGGGAACAUUUCCACAGAAAAACUCUAAGAGGGGUUUAAUUUUUUGCAUUUGUUUGUUUUCCUUCAUGCAAGAAAUCAACUCUUAAUAUCAUAUUUUUGGUUAUAUGUCGAAUAGUUUUCCCUAAAUAGAGGAAAGAAGUAUAUAUAAGUAUAUAUAUAUAUAAAUUUAUCAGCAGCAGAGGUUGCUGAUUUAGUGAAAUACCACGGGGUACUGGACUGUAUAAUCUGUCAGAAGCUAUAAUCAUAUUUCUUUGUGGUUCUGAUGGUGUAACUGAAACCCAUCUUUUUUUUUCUGAUGGUGUGUGAGUGUGUGAAUGUGUGUGUGUGCAGAGGGGCGGGUGUUUGAUAACAGAUCUGUGGGUUUUAAUCCUCUUUGGCUCGUCUGAAAGAGAAGAGAAAAUCCCUCGCCGCUUUCUUCAUCGAUGACACUUUGAGGUAGGACGAGGGCAGAGGAAAAUCGCUAAGGUCCAGAUUAAUUUAGUAACACCUGAAACUUGUGUUCAGCUGAGCCCUGAGUUUGUCUGUCUCGUUGGGUUGUAUCCAUGCUGAGUAUCGUCAGCAGCUGAUAGCAAACACGAGAUGACAUUAAACAUUUAUCACGGUUUUCCAGGUAUUUUCUUAAUCUUCGAACACUCGUCUGUCCGUCUGGAUAAAAGUAUUCCACCUGCUGCAUGAGAAAGAUUUUUGUUUCCAUGUUGGAACAAAGAUGAUGGUCAGAAACAACCUGGUCUCACUCCCAACUCAUCAAAUACUGACACUUGGACAGUAGUCCUCGGCAUCAGACACAGACACAGACACACCAAGGCACCCUGAGGGGUCAUACACAUGGUGUGUUUUUUGCACCCCUAAAUUAAUUGUUUUCAAUGUGGAUACAUGGAAGGUGCACUCAAAACGCCAGAGUGACACCGUCGUGGUGCACAAGCACUCCCGAGCGCCUACUUUUCAGGGUUCGACGGCUGUGCCCUGAGAUAAACCGUGUUCACCUUUUGGAACGCAGCAGUCUGUGGUAAACACGAAAAAGUUGAUCAUUUUUGUGCAGAGCUGCCAGAGCUGUACAUCUGUCCCACAGAUGAUCAGCCUAAACAGUGCCUGGAAGAAGAUCAGCUCUGCACUCCUGCUUUUGACACUUCAAGCAACGGCCAAAUUAUAAUGAGCAAUGGUGGGCGGUCAAACAAACUCUGGACUUUCUCUCAGAGAUUGCUGUUUGUGUCCCAUGUGAAACCAAAUGUAAUUUUAAUGACAAUGUAGUGUGCUAGUACGUGUAGCAUACUACGCUAGCGACGUAUGUGACCUGACGUUACAUUAGGUUAGUAGCAAUCGUACUUAUUUUAAGCCAAACCUCACCAUGUUCUUUAGUUGCCUAAACCUGAGGAGGUCAACCUAAAAACAAA